UCUUUAAAAAACAUACGUUUUCUGCUGGUAAUUUGUUGUAAUUUCCUAUUUGCUGUUGAUUUUCUGCCUGCAAUAUGGAAGUAAAAGUGAAUAAAAAAGUAAAAUCGGCUACCGAUGAAGAGUUGCAAGCGCUUUCUAAAGAGGAGUUAAUGGCAAAAAUCAGACAACUUGAAGCACACAACGUUCAAUUGAAAAGCAUUGUACAGAAAAGCCUUAAAUCUCAUGAAGAAGUUACAAAUGGCAAAGAGACGAAGAAGGAUCGACCGUUCGAUUUUAGCAAAUGUUUCAAGCGACACAUUUUGCUGCGACUUUAUUAUCUCGGUUGGGAUUAUCAAGGUUUUGCAUCGCAGGAAGAUUCCGUUGCUACGAUUGAACAUCACUUGUUUGCUGCACUGAAGAAGGUAUGUCUGAUCGAGAGUCGUGAAACUUCCAACUACAAUCGUUGCGGGCGCACUGAUAAGGGUGUGAGUGCGUUUUGUCAGGUGAUAAGUCUGGAUGUUCGUUCAAAGUUUCGACCGGAAGAACAGCUACAGGAGAGCAAUCUAGAGGAUGAGCUUGAUUACUGUUCGCUGCUUAACCGGGUGCUGCCGGUGGAUAUUCGUUGCAUUGCCUGGAUGCCGAUGGUGAAUCCGGUGUAUAGUGCCCGCUUCGAUUGUCGCUCGCGGACGUACCGAUAUUUCAUCCCGAAAGGAGAUUUGAAUGUACCAGCGAUGGAAGAGGGCGCUCGUUAUCUGGUGGGCGUACAUGAUUUUCGAAACUUCUGCAAAAUGGACGUUGGAAAUGGGGUUGUAAACUUUGUAAGAAGCAUCGAUGCAAUUAGCAUCGAAAUGUGUCAAGAAGAUUAUCUUGAUGAAGGUUAUAAUAUGUUGUGCGUCGAGCUAACAGGUAAAGCAUUCCUUUGGCAUCAGGUUCGAUGCAUUAUGGCUGUGCUGUUGCUGGUUGGACAGGGAAAGGAAGAACCGUCCGUGGUGAAAGAAUUGCUGGAUGUUGAGAAGAAUCCGUGCAAACCACAGUACAGUAUGGCAAUAGAUUUGCCGUUAAAUCUGUACAAAUGUUUGUUUAACGAGAAAAGCAUCCAACCUUCCGACGAUGAACGACAGGAAUCGGAGGAUGGAAGCGACUUGCGGAAUUGGAUCUACAAACAAGAGAAUGUGGCGCGAACAACCUCCGAGUUGCAGGGAUCGUGGAUGAAACAAAAUGUGAAAGCAACAAUGAUUCGUGACAUGUUGCAUGAAUUGGAAGGUUUGGUAUGUUUUCGCACGGUGGAUCAAGCAGCUCAUCUGACGGAAGGGGUAAAAAGUAAAGAAUAUCGCCCGUUACUACAACGACAACAAUGUGAGAGUCUGGAGAACCGCAUCGAACACUACGCCAAGAAGCGACGCAUCGAGGUUAGCACUAAAUCAAACGACAGCAAUGCGAACGGAAGCGACGAACCGGUGCAGCAGAGCGUAGCCGACAUCGGCACCAAUAACGACGGUCAUGUAGAUCAUGGUGUGAUGGGAAUAGAAAAUUAGCUAGCCUUUAAACACCGCAGUGGUUGUUUGUUAUGAAUGUUUCAUUUCUUUAUUGACUAUACGCGAUAUGUUUAUGAGAUUUGUACAAACAGCGAGAUAGAGGAAGGGAAUGAAAUGAGAACUCUUAACCUAUUUGUAGAACGCGCAGUCUGACACACGCACAAACUAAGUCCGAUUCGGAGCAAUUCGUUCCACGCUCGAGACAAGCUAUCGCGGCCUAUCUUACUGCCUUGCGCGCACUGUUCACAUGCCCAAACGUCCUGUCGCAGGGGUUAGAUGAGAAUGGAAAUGGAGGGGGAAGAUAUACGUGUGUGCCAAUUAGUAUGCCAUCAGUGCUGUACGAAUCCGCUCUCCACCAUCUCCUACAAACACACACACACACACACUCUUUGUUCGAUGAUCGGUGCGAUCGGUUUUGGAAUAGUUGAUGCUUUGCUCUUUCGCUGAAAUCUUACAGAUAGGUCGCCUGCACUCGUCUAAAAAAAAAAACAAACAAUCCGCGACGCGUUGUGCCGCGAAGCACGGUCACACCAAAGCACUAUACAGAACAGGUGACUAGAAUUGAAGUGUCCGUGGGGUUCGUGGGUGGAAUAAAUAAUAUAGUGGUUUGGUGGGGCAUUUACGAUUGCCCCCUUCCGACUCCAAACCGUUGCAUUACGAUUAGGUGACGGUUAAGAGUUUGAAAUCGCUCAGUUCGGUAGAUUAUCGACUGACUUAGCCCGAUGAUACCUGUUACGAAGGAAUUACGAAGAUUCAAUUAGGAUUUUUUGUUUUGCAGUCGGCCAUGAUUGCGGUAUUGGAAGUUACCUUCUUCGGGCGAGCUUCAGCACAACCGGUCCUUCCUUGACAUUCUUGAACAGCGCUAUCGUUUCGCAGUGGCUCAUACCCUGCACGGCGACGUCGUUGAUGGAUAGAAUUUCAUCUCCUGCGUGGAAACCGUACGGUUUUAUUAUAAACGCCGCUAAUGGUACGAUGCGAAUCCGUACUUACCCGCUAUUAGCGUUCCAUCGAGCGCGGCCUGUCCGCUUGGAAAGACGGUCUUCACGUAGAUGCCCAUAUUACCGCGCGGCGAAUCACGUCCACCGACAAUGCUGAACCCGAGCGAUUUCAUCCCCGCUCCCUUGUAGAAGGUGACA
Molecule: messenger RNA, 2650 nt
Organism: Anopheles moucheti
Lineage: Eukaryota; Metazoa; Arthropoda; Insecta; Diptera; Culicidae
Product: tRNA pseudouridine(38/39) synthase
Exons: 5
Coding region: 75-1514 (479 amino acids)
Biological process (GO): tRNA pseudouridine synthesis; mRNA pseudouridine synthesis
Cellular component (GO): cytoplasm; nucleus
Molecular function (GO): pseudouridine synthase activity; RNA binding
Source: RefSeq, a predicted model, not a curated record